Molecule: messenger RNA, 4350 nt
Organism: Lodderomyces pseudojiufengensis
Lineage: Eukaryota; Fungi; Ascomycota; Pichiomycetes; Serinales; Debaryomycetaceae
Exons: 1
Coding region: 1-4350 (1449 amino acids)
Biological process (GO): regulation of DNA-templated transcription
Cellular component (GO): nucleus
Molecular function (GO): DNA-binding transcription factor activity, RNA polymerase II-specific; RNA polymerase II cis-regulatory region sequence-specific DNA binding
Source: RefSeq, a predicted model, not a curated record
AUGGAAAAUAAUUUUCCCAAAAGUGAUCCAAAGGAGUGGACUAUAGUCACUCACGGAAGAAGUUCAAAUCCAAAAUCAACAAAACCUGAAGAUAAUACUUCAAUUCAACAAAACAUGGAAGGUUCUAAUUCCAAUCCAUAUAUUUUAUUAAGUGUUAAAGAAGAUGAAGAGGAUAAAGAAGAUGAAGAAGAUGACAAGUCUUCUUCAAAUGAAAAAGUUAUUCCUGAUGUUACAACAAAUUCAAAUACAGCUACAAAUUUUGCAAACAUAACCAGUAAUUCUAUGAUUUCCUUUGGAAUUCAGAAAAAGAAAAAAACGGUUUCACCAACUCAAGUUUUAGCUUCAAAUAAUGGUUCUAAUGGUCCUUUAAAAUUAAAUAAGAAAGACAAGAAAAAAAUCAUCGAAUCAAUCGAUGGAGAUGUUUUAUUAAAUACAACUCAAUCAUCAGCAACAGAUUCUACUUUACCUGAAAUUUCAACUUUUAUUGGCUCAUCAAAAUCAACAACAUCAUCAAAUGAUACAAAUAAUAAUAACGAAUCUAUUGAAAUUAAUGAAUCAAAAAGAAAAUUUAAGGAAGAAACUACUACUGAAAAUAUCAACAAAAAACAAAAAACUCAACACGUUGAAGCAAAUUCAUUGAAAGAUUCAGAUGUUACACCACCUCAUGCUCCACAAAAACAACCAAUACAACAGACGCCAACAAAUCUAAUGGGGUUUCUUAAUGGAAAUCAAAAAACUGGAAUAGUUAAAAGAAAAACAAAAACUAAAUCAACACCAAUUCAUGAUGUUAAACAAAGACAAAUUGGAUCUUUUUUUGAAAUUAAGACUAGACUGACAAUUGGAUCAUCAACUUCUAUAUUAACGUCAAUUGGAUCAAAAACUUCUGCAUUAACAACUCCUGGAUUAACAACUUCUGCAAUGAGAACUUCUGCAUUAACAACUUCUGGAUCAUCAGCUUCUGCAAUGAAAACAACUAAAUCAACAACAACUAUAUCAAAUAGUCCAGCAACUGAUGCUUUUAAUGAAUCAACAUCAGACCUGCAAUUGAAAAAUGAAGCCAAAUCAAUUCGAAAUUCUUUUCGAAACCAUCAAAUUUUUCUUAAAUCAACUGACUAUAAUCAUAAAGACGACAUUAAUUUUGCUUGUAAGAACCUAGUGAGAAUUUCAAAUGUACGCACUUUAAGUGCUAUGAUUAAUUCAUAUGAUUAUGUUAUGGUGCAAGAAUUAACACCUAAAUCAAAUUUAUGUUUAUCGAAUUUUUCAAAUUAUGAAACUAUAACGUCUUCUCCUAAUUCAAAAGCCGGUAUAAUAAUCAAAGUUAAAUCCAAUAAAUUCACAAUCAUUAAUAAACUUCAAAUAAACUCAAAAUUAAAACAACUGAAUCACAAAUUAAGGAUGGCUGAUUGCAUGAUCGAUGUCAGUGGAAAAAAAAUUGUGCUCAUCAGCAUAUAUGGUGAUGCUUAUUCUGAAGCUAACACAUCGAAGCUUAUUCUUGAUAUUGACGAUGCAAUUAAAGAAGUUUAUGGUAAAGAAAAAGAUGUUUUUCUUCAUUUUGGUGGUGACUUUAACUAUUCAUCAGAUGAAAGUCACGUGGUCUUUCCACGAGAACAUGAAAGAGUAUGUAGGAAUUCAUUCGAUCCACUUCAAAAAAGAUUAAAUUUAAUUGAUACAUUAGCAGAGUCAUAUAAAAAAUUUUAUGGUACAUUUUGGUCUUUGUUCAAUAUUAAAGAUCUCGAUCGAGAUUACUGUUCCAAAGAAUUAUAUGCAAGUUUUACCUCAUCAAGAAUUUUCAGUGAUUCAUAUAGUGAUCAUUUGGUUAAAGUUGGCAGUUACAAUGCCAAUUUAAAAACCGUAUCCAAAUUGGAAAUAAAAAUUGAAUCUGAUUUUGAUCAAUACAAACAAAAAUUAUUAAUUUUAAAAUCAAAACAAAAUGAAGUUGCAGAAGAUAAUUUGAUUCAAAGUUUUAUAGAGAACUACAAAGUAGCUCAAGUUGUUUCUUCACCAGACGAUGAUGAUGAAUUAGAAGAUCAGAAUGAGCUUCAAAAAUUAGAGAAUAUGAGAUCCAAAUAUAAUUUAAAAAAAUUUUCAACUGAUGAAGUUUUACACGUUAAACAAGAAUUUGGUCCAUGGUCAAAUGAAGAAAAAGUAAGAUUAAAUGAAUUAUAUAAUAUUUUUCAAAACAAUUGUCAGCUUAUAAGUAUGUUCUUGCUUACUAGAUCUAGACGCCAAAUUAGACGCCAUUUAAGAUCAAGCAGCCCAAAUUUAGUGAAAGGUUCUUUAUCAGAUGAUGAAAAAAAGAGAAUAGAUGAAAUGGUUAGUGAUGGUUUGACGACUAUUGAUAUAGCUGAUGAAUUGAAUAGAAGUCCAGGAGUAAUAAAAGGUUUCAUAUGUAAACAAAAUGAUUUAGCUAAAGGAUUCAAAGUUGGAGAAUACAGUGAUGAAGAGUCUGAAGAAAUUAAAAAUUUGGUUAUCAGUGGAAACUCAUUGGAUUAUAUUUCUGAACAUAUGAACAGAUCUCAUAGAUCAAUUUAUCACAAAGUAAGAAAACUUCAACAAGCAAUGGACCUCACACAAGAUGAAAAAUUAAAAGUUUAUGAUUUAUUUCUGAAUGAUAAAUCAAUCAAAUUUAUUGCUGCAUACUUAAAUAAGUAUGCGUCAGUUAUUGAUAAUUUUAUUAAUUCUGAUGAAUUUUUGGUAAUGAAUUAUGAUAUGGAUGUUAAUAAUGAUCCAACUGUAGAUGAUGAUGAUUUUACUACUGGUGCUGUUGAUAGAUAUACUGAAAUGCAAAAGGAUGAUGCUUCUUAUAGAACUUGGAACCAAGAAGAAUUAGAUAUUUUAAAAACCAGAGUAAAGGGAAGAUCUUAUAAGGCAAUUCAACAGGACCUUUUAUCUAGUGGCUUCGCUAGAAAAAUAGAAGGCAUAAAAGCCAAAUAUUAUUAUUUAAAAAAUUCAGUUAGUGAUAAUGAAGUUGAUGAAGUCUUUAAAGAAACUAGUGUAAAACCAUGGACGAAGAGAGAAGAGGAUAAAUUGAUCAAGCUUUAUAAAGAUUUUGGCAUAAAUUGGACUUUUUUCACCAGAUUUUUUGAUGGACGGACCCCAAAAUCUAUCAAGCAUCACUUCCAUAUCUUAAAUCAUGAUUUAUUUUUAGUUGAAGCUGAAGAAGAAUUUAAAUUAGUUAAUACCACUGAAUUAGAAAGAAUGGAACAAGAUUUAGGGGAAGUCAAAUUUAAAAUUCAGUUAAAUGUCAAAGACGUCGAUGUAAACAAUGAACAAAAUGAAGAGAAUAUUGAAGACGACAUUUUUUUCGAUGUUGGUGAUGAAUAUAAUGAAGAUGAAGAUGAAGAUUAUGAAUAUGAAGAAGAUGAAACUGGUGCUACUGAAAAUUUGAAAAAUAUCAAAUCAUAUAAUCGAUCAUGGCUGGGACUUGAUAACAAAAGAUUAUUAUCACUUGGAAAAGUUUUUAGAAAUUGGUCAAGAGUAGUUGGAUGGGAAUUAUUUGGCGAUAGAAAUGCUAUACAAAUUGGUACCCAAUAUUGGAGAUUAAAGUCCAAGAAUGAAACUGAAUUAAAGAAAUUUCUUAAUCCUUCUUUGGAAGAAAAAAUUACAAAAUUGUAUGAUUGGAAUGAUCACUUGGAUGAGCUUAUAAUCCGAAAACACGAAAUGGGUCAGUCAUAUCCUCAAAUUGUUGCAAGCGAAGAAUUUGAAAAUAUAGUUUGGAAUGCUAUUAGUUUCCGCUAUCUCAAUACUUUGACAAAAAAUAAAAAUUUUUAUUUGGUUGAAUUUCUUGAUGGUGAUUUUAGAAAAAUUUCUGAACCUCAUUUGGACUACUUACAUUCAGAUGGCAUUAAUCUUCAACAAAUAGAAUUGUUUAGUGAAUCAUCUGAAUCAUUUAAUGUUCCUAACCAUAAUGCUAUACCAGGAUUUUCAUCAGAAAUGGCUAAAAGGUUGAAUAAGAUUGCCAAAAUAACAACUAAUUGGAUUUUAAUUUCAAAAUUUUUCAACUCCAAUUAUACACCUGUGCAAUUAAAAAGUCAAUGGUGUAGGCAACAAGAAGAACCAAUUUAUUUGGUAGAAAUAAAUUAUGAAUUUUCUUUAAAAACUGAAUCAGAAGUGAAAGAUUUAGAGUUAGAUGGAAAAACAUUUGUGUCUUAUAAUACUACCGAUAGAUCAACAUCACCACUUGAAUCAUUAACUGAUAAUUCAUGGUCAAAUGUGGACAAUGCCAGGUUGCGUAGUUUACAAAAGGUUUACCCACAAUGGAAGUGGGUUUCAGGGAAAAACAUAUUUCCUGGAAGAAGUAAAGCUUCACUUAGCAACCAAAGUACAAAGAUUACCAUGGGACGUAUUUAA